UAGGAGGUGGCAUCACUGGCACGGAAGCCCAACUCUCCCGUCAGCUCCGUCGUCUGCGCCGCGCUCCUAGCUAAGCUAACCUCCUCUCCCCUUGUUUCGGAAAGUGGAACAAACCAUGGAUGCGGCGGUGGCGGCGGCGGCGGAGGCUCGGGAGCGGGUGCGGGCGAGCUUCGCGACGGGGAGGACGCGGGCGGCGGCGUGGAGGGAGGCGCAGCUGCGGGGCCUGCUGCGGAUGGCGGCGGAGAUGGAGGACGACGUCUGCGCCGCGCUCCGCGCCGACCUCGCCAAGCCCCAAACCGAAUCCUACGUCCACGAGAUAUCGCUGGUCACCACCUCCUGCAAGUUUGCUCUCAAGAAUCUCAAGAAAUGGAUGAAGCCCCAAAAGGUCCCCGGCGGGGUGCUGACGUUCCCGUCGGCGGCGAGGGUCACGGCGGAGCCCCUCGGCGUGGUGCUCGUCAUCUCCGCCUGGAACUACCCCUUCUUGCUGGCCAUCGACCCGGUGGUCGGUGCCAUCGCCGCCGGCAACGCGGUGGUGCUGAAGCCGUCGGAGGUGGCGCCGGCGACGUCGUCGCUGCUGGCCGAGCUCCUCCCGCGGUACGUGGACGCCUCCUGCGUCAGGGUCGUCCAGGGCGGCAUCCCGGAGACCACCGCGCUCCUCGAACUCACCUGGGACAAGAUCUUCUACACAGGUAACAGCAAAGUGGGACGCAUUGUCAUGUCCUACGCUGCCAAGCAUCUGACUCCCGUCGUCUUGGAACUCGGCGGCAAAUGCCCCGUCGUUGUCGAUUCCAACGUCAAUAUCCACGUUGCCGCCAAGAGGAUCGCCGCCGGCAAGUGGGGCUGCAACAGCGGCCAAGCCUGCAUCUCUCCGGAUUACAUCGUCACCACCAAAUCCCUUGCACCAAAGCUGCUGGAGUCCCUGAAGAAAGUGCUGCGCAAGUUCUACGGCGAGGACCCGCUGCGGUCGCCGGACCUGUCGCGCAUCGUCAACUCCAACCAUUUCAACAGGCUCAGGACGCUCAUGGACGACGGCACGGUCGCCGGCAAGAUCGCCUUCGGUGGCCAGAGCGACGAGCAGCAGCUGAGGAUCGCCCCUACACUGCUGCUGGAUGUCCCGCUUGAUUCUGCGAUCAUGAAGGAGGAGAUCUUCGGGCCUUUGCUUCCCAUAAUCACGGUUGACAAGAUCAGCGAGAGCUUCGCCGUGAUCAACUCCGUGAGCAAGCCACUGGCAGCUUACCUCUUCACCAACGACAGCCGGCUCAAACAGCAGUUCGAGAGGAACAUCUCGUCAGGAGGGAUGAUAUUCAACGACACCGCCAUCCACCUGACAAAUCCACACCUGCCAUUCGGAGGAGUUGGGGAGAGCGGCAUGGGCGCGUACCACGGCGCCUUCAGCUUCGACGCCUUCACCCACAGGAAGGCCGUCCUGGACCGCAGCAGCUUCCUCGGCGAGGCUAGGGCGAGGUACCCGCCAUACACGCCGGCGAAGCUCGGCAUCCUCAGGGGAGUGCUCAAGGGCAAUCCACUCGCCAUGGUUCUGGCGGCUGUUGGGUAUACAGGAGGAAGAAGAAGGGCAUGAGUUGAUUGAUGAUCCCUGCUUCAUACUGAUAAUAAUAAGCAGAUUCGACGCAUACGUAGUAGUGUGUCUCUUUUUUUUUUGGUUUUAGAAACGUAUAAAUUAAAGUAAUAGUACAUUUCUGUGCAAGUACGAAGGAUUUGCACAUGCAAGUAAAUUUGGAGAAAUGGUUUGGUGAAUUGUUGGAGGUUGAAAAGCUAGACCAGAAAUGUAUCGAAACAAUUUGGUAAUUUGUUCAAGGUUGAAAAGACCAAAAAUGUAUGAACACUUUUGCGUA
Sorghum bicolor (sorghum) is the source of this 1853-nucleotide messenger RNA. Its product is annotated as aldehyde dehydrogenase. The record is from RefSeq and is a predicted model, not a curated record. The transcript is spliced from 10 exons. Gene Ontology annotation, cellular component: cytoplasm. Gene Ontology annotation, molecular function: aldehyde dehydrogenase (NAD+) activity. NCBI's taxonomy places the organism in Eukaryota, Viridiplantae, Streptophyta, Magnoliopsida, Poales, Poaceae. Gene Ontology annotation, biological process: aldehyde metabolic process. Bases 116 to 1579 code for a protein of 487 amino acids.